Molecule: messenger RNA, 2383 nt
Organism: Ostrinia furnacalis (Asian corn borer)
Lineage: Eukaryota; Metazoa; Arthropoda; Insecta; Lepidoptera; Crambidae
Gene: Rab35
Product: RAS oncogene family member Rab35
Exons: 4
Coding region: 169-771 (200 amino acids)
Molecular function (GO): GTP binding; GTPase activity
Source: RefSeq, a predicted model, not a curated record
AUUAUGGUAGACAAUAAUGGCGGACGUAUUGUGAAGUGACGCAAGCGUUAACAUUUUACGGCAUGCGUUUGAUUAGUAAUUCGAUGAUUACAAUUGUUUUAAAUUCAUUUAAAACGUUACUAGUAAACACAUGACCAAUUAGAGCAGUAGCUGCAGUAAAUUCGAACAAUGGCACGCGAGUUUGAUCACCUCUUCAAACUGCUGAUUAUCGGUGACAGUGGUGUUGGUAAGAGCUGUCUUCUCCUGCGAUUUGCUGACAACACGUUUUCUGGUAGUUACAUUACGACGAUAGGAGUAGACUUCAAAAUAAGAACUCUAGAAAUAAACGGUGAGAGAGUCAAGCUACAGAUAUGGGAUACAGCGGGUCAAGAGAGGUUCAGGACCAUAACGAGCACUUACUACCGAGGCACCCACGGCGUCAUCGUCGUGUACGAUGUCACGAAUGGGGAGUCCUUCGCCAACGUGAAGAGGUGGCUCCAUGAGAUAGAGCAGAAUUGUGAUGUCGUAAAUAAAGUUUUAGUUGGAAAUAAAAAUGACUGUCCGUCAAGAAAAGUGGUAGUUAUCGAAGAUGCCCAGAGGUUUGCCAAUCAAAUGAACAUACCAUUGUUUGAAACAAGUGCAAAGGAAAACAUUAAUGUUGAGGAAAUGUUCCUUACUAUAACUAAAAUGGUCCUAAGAUCAAAAUUAGAAAUGAAGGAGAGACAAAAUGUGACAUCAAAUGAGACAGUGCACCUAAAAAGGGGUCACAAAACCAAGAAGAAAUGUUGCUAGUGGUUGCAUGCAAUGGCACUGGCCACGGACGUUGCUUACCGAUGCUCAAAUAUCAAGAGAUAUGUUGCACAACCCCAGCAGGGCGGACGGGCACUACCGACAAAAGUUUACCGAUGAAAGUAAUCUUAGUUGGCAAUGUGAGGUGCAAACAUUUUUUUUAAAUAAUCACAAAAUGCCCUUCACAGUGUAAAGUUUAGUAUAAAGUCCUAGUUUUUAUUUGUACCACAAAUUUUGUGUGCUCUUCUAAAAUUGGCAAACCUGUGUUAUGUUACUGCUUGAAAAGUAUAAUUUUGUUUAUGAUUAUUGUAUGUAUAGAUUACUUGUCGUUUGAUGCUGGGUUGAACAAUCUCAAGUGAGCAUAUUCAUGGAAAUAUGGAUUCCAAAAAUUACAUUAAGAUAUUAUGAAUGCAUAGUUAAUGUGUAUGAUUGUAUUCUCAUUAUAUCAAAAUCUAUGUGAUGGAGUGUUGUGUAUGAUACAAAUAUGUUGCGUAUAGGAUAUUGAUGUAUACCACUAAUUAAAGUUUGUUCUUUCUUUUUAUAAAAUCAAACAUUUUCACACAAUGUGGUCUCAUUUUCAUAUUGAGUGAGAUUAAAAUAAAAAUUUUGAGACAAAAAGUAUUAUGGUGGAACAUAAGAUAUUAUCCUAAUUUAAAUUAUAAAUAUUAUUUAUAGUAAUUAAUAACACGAAAGUUGCUUUAAAUUUAAAAUUGACUAAAGCAUUGUUUAUACGUUCUGUAAUCCAUUUUAGUGAGAACAUGCUAUUUUUAAUUACAUUUUAGUUAUUAUUGGCAAGAAUUUGCAGUAUUUUGUAUGCAUCCAGCAAGUUACAAAUUAUUUAUAUUUUUAAAUGAGAGAUAUACAAGUUACAAUCUGCCUUUUGUUUUAGUUACUAAAUAUGAUGAAAUGGGGUUAUCACAGCUAAUUGUGUGACUAUUUUAACUGUCCACUCAAAGAUCUAAGCAAUAAUAGAUGAAAUUGUAAUUUGGUUUAAUGUGACAUUGGACCUAAUUGAAUGACUGUUGAUUGCAUCCCUUUGUUAACAAGCAGAAAGGAUUGCAAAUGUCUACUGUCUCGAAUUAAAAUACAACUUAGCACAAUUUUAUGAUUUGAAUUGGUUUUGUCUAAUUUGCCUUUUCAGUAAAUUGCAUUUUAUUAUUCUUUAGUUACUUAUGUUAAAUAUAAUUCCAUGAUAGAAAAUCUGUAAUUUCGUUUUUAGUAAUGUAACCAAACCAAUAUUUUUAUUAUUGUAAUCAUUGUUGGAAAGUUCAAUGUUGAUUCAUUCCAUUCAUAUUGUAUUGUUGGCUAACAAAUUGUUUAUCAUUUGAAACUCUGUUACUUUAAUAAUCACCACUGUGUUAUCCAUUUUCAUAUUGAGAGGAAACUAGUCCUUUGUUGUUUUUAAAAUUGUAAGAAACAUCAAAAUUCAAAACCCAGUCCCUUAUUAAUAUAUUUUUAUUUUUGCUUUGAAUGUAAUGUAUUUAACUAUAAUUUUAUUGGGUACAUAAUAAAAGUAAUCAUUCCGUACACUGCGUUUGUACAAUUACAGUGUUUAUGCAUGAUUUUUCUCAUUUCUGUACUCAUUAUUAUUUUUUAAGAAAUAUUGUUCAUAGCA